Molecule: messenger RNA, 639 nt
Organism: Cryptomeria japonica (Japanese cedar)
Lineage: Eukaryota; Viridiplantae; Streptophyta; Pinopsida; Cupressales; Cupressaceae
Product: disease resistance protein RGA2-like
Exons: 1
Coding region: 1-639 (212 amino acids)
Biological process (GO): defense response to fungus
Molecular function (GO): ADP binding
Source: RefSeq, a predicted model, not a curated record
AUGGAUGCGCAGCCAUCUUCUAUGCUGGUCAAUGCAGUUUCCCUACACAGUGAAAUAAGUUUAAGUGGAGUGUUCAUGGACGAUAGUCUGGUGGGAAUGGAUAUUAAAGAAAUUAUUGAUUGGCUGACCACGGAUGACCCUCGAAUCAUUGCUGUCACAGGGAUGGGAGGUCUGGGCAAAAGUUUGCUGUUGAAACUCGUGUUCGAUACCCAGAAGAUCAAAGAAACUUUUGACCAUCAGAUUUGGGUGGAAGUAUCCCAAAGCUUCUCAGUUCAGCAGCUGGUCCAGCAUAUAGCUUCGGAGGUAAAACUCCCGAAAAACAAAAGGAAAACUCAUCUAAGCGUGAAUAUACUCAGGGAUAACAUCCGGAGCCACCUUCAAGGAAGUCGGUGUUUGCUUGUUCUGGAUGAUGUGUGGGACAUAAGGGCAAAAGAAUUGAUUGUUUCUCAGAAUUUCAAGGUUAUGAUUUCAACGCUUGACAAGAAAGUUGCACAACAAAUGGGAGCUCAGCGAACCCAUGACAUGAAUCAUUUGUUUAAGGCUGAUAGUAGGAAACUAUUCUUCAUGCAUGCAUUCCAUAAAGACGAAAUUGAGUCUUUCAGAGGACCUGAAGAAAAUAGCCGAAGACAUUGCAGAUAG